AUGAGUGAUAAAAACAGUCGUAUCGCUAUUGUUAGCGCUGAUAAAUGUAAACCAAAGAAGUGUCGUCAAGAGUGUAAACGUUCAUGUCCUGUUGUGAAAACUGGUAAAUUAUGUAUCGAAGUCACUCCAACUUCAAAGAUUGCAUUCAUCUCCGAAAUCUUGUGUAUCGGUUGUGGUAUUUGUGUUAAGAAAUGUCCAUUUGAUGCUAUUCAAAUUAUUAAUUUGCCAACUAAUUUAGAAGCCCAUGUCACUCACCGUUACUCUGCCAAUAGUUUCAAGUUGCACAGAUUGCCAACUCCAAGACCGGGUCAAGUCCUUGGUUUGGUCGGUACCAACGGUAUCGGUAAAUCUACCGCCUUGAAAAUCUUAGCUGGUAAACAAAAACCUAAUUUAGGUCGUUUUGAUGAUCCUCCUGAAUGGCAGGAAAUUAUCAGAUACUUCCGUGGUUCUGAAUUACAAAACUAUUUCACCAAGAUGCUGGAAGAUGAUAUCAAGGCUAUCAUUAAACCUCAAUACGUUGAUAACAUUCCCCGUGCUAUUAAGGGCCCAGUUCAAAAAGUUGGUGAGCUUUUGAAACUGAGAAUGGAAAAGACUCCCGAAGAUGUAAAACGUUACAUCAAAAUUUUACAAUUGGAGCAUGUUUUAAAGAGAGAUAUCGAAAAGUUAUCAGGUGGUGAAUUGCAAAGAUUUGCCAUUGGUAUGUCAUGUGUUCAAGAGGCUGAUGUUUAUAUGUUCGAUGAACCUUCAUCUUAUUUGGAUGUUAAACAACGUUUGAAUGCUGCCCAAAUUAUCAGGUCUCUGUUGGCCCCAACCAAAUACGUUAUUUGUGUUGAGCACGAUUUGUCAGUUUUGGAUUAUCUUUCUGAUUUCGUUUGUAUUAUAUAUGGUGUUCCAUCUGUUUACGGUGUUGUUACAUUACCAGCUUCUGUCAGAGAAGGUAUCAACAUAUUCUUGGAUGGUCAUAUUCCCGCUGAAAAUCUAAGAUUCAGAACUGAAGCUUUACAAUUUAGAAUAGCCGAUGCCACCGAAGACUUACAAAAUGACUCUGCUAGUCGUGCCUUCACUUAUCCAAGUUUGAGAAAAACCCAAGGUGAUUUCGUAUUGAAUGUAGAAGAAGGUGAAUUCUCCGAUUCUGAAAUCCUUGUUAUGAUGGGUGAAAACGGUACCGGUAAGACCACUUUGAUCAAAUUGCUAGCUGGUGCUUUGAAGCCAGAUGAAGGACAAGAUAUUCCUAAGCUGAAUGUCUCCAUGAAACCACAAAAAAUUGCACCAAAGUUCCCAGGUACCGUUAGACAAUUGUUUUUCAAAAAAAUUAGAGGUCAAUUUCUAAAUCCACAAUUUCAGACUGAUGUCGUUAAGCCUUUAAGAAUUGACGAUAUUAUUGAUCAAGAAGUCCAACAUUUGUCCGGUGGUGAAUUACAAAGAGUUGCCAUCGUCUUGGCAUUAGGUAUCCCAGCAGACAUAUACUUGAUUGAUGAGCCAUCUGCUUACUUAGAUUCCGAACAACGUAUUAUUUGUUCCAAAGUUAUCAGAAGAUUCAUCUUGCAUAAUAAGAAAACUGCGUUUAUUGUCGAGCACGAUUUCAUUAUGGCUACUUAUCUUGCUGACAAGGUCAUUGUCUUUGAAGGUAUCCCUUCCAAGAAUGCUCAUGCAAGAGCCCCUGAAUCUUUGUUAACUGGUUGUAACAGAUUUUUGAAGAAUUUGAAUGUCACUUUCAGAAGGGAUCCAAACUCUUUCAGACCAAGAAUUAACAAGUUAGAUUCCCAAAUGGAUAAAGAACAAAAAUCAUCGGGGAACUACUUUUUCUUGGAUAACACCGGUAUUUAA
Messenger RNA from Saccharomyces paradoxus, 1827 nucleotides. It is a transcript of the gene RLI1, whose product is annotated as Fe-S cluster-binding ribosome biosynthesis protein. Bases 1 to 1827 code for a protein of 608 amino acids. Gene Ontology annotation, molecular function: ATP binding; iron ion binding; ATP hydrolysis activity. The transcript has a single exon. Gene Ontology annotation, biological process: translational initiation; ribosomal subunit export from nucleus; translational termination. The record is from RefSeq and is a predicted model, not a curated record. Lineage: Eukaryota; Fungi; Ascomycota; Saccharomycetes; Saccharomycetales; Saccharomycetaceae.